Messenger RNA from Drosophila nasuta, 862 nucleotides. It is a transcript of the gene Vps60, whose product is annotated as vacuolar protein sorting 60. The record is from RefSeq and is a predicted model, not a curated record. The coding region runs from base 90 to 773 and encodes 227 amino acids. Gene Ontology annotation, cellular component: multivesicular body. NCBI's taxonomy places the organism in Eukaryota, Metazoa, Arthropoda, Insecta, Diptera, Drosophilidae. The transcript is spliced from 5 exons. Gene Ontology annotation, biological process: vesicle budding from membrane; late endosome to vacuole transport via multivesicular body sorting pathway.
AAAGUAAAUUAGUCAUCAAACAAAAUUCGACGCAAAUUUUUGGUCUAACUCCAUAAUUUUUUGGUCUAUAUUUAGCAAAAAGCAAUAAAAUGAAUCGCCUGUUUGGACGCGGCAAGCCCAAGGAGCCUGGACCAAGUCUAAAUGACUGCAUUCAAGGCGUGGAUGCAAGGGCUACCAAUAUUGAGGAAAAGAUUGCGAAAUUGGAAACAGAGCUGCGCAAAUAUCGCGAGCAAAUGAGCAAAAUGCGUGAAGGGCCAGCGAAAAAUUCGGUGAAACAAAAAGCACUGCGAGUGCUCAAACAAAAGAAGGCCUAUGAACAACAAGCUGAAUCUCUGCGCAAUCAAUCCUUCAACAUGGAGCAGGCGAACUAUGCCGCUCAAUCGCUUAAGGAUACUCAGGCCACAGUUGCGGCCAUGAAGGAUGGCGUCAAGCAGAUGAAAACGGAAUACAAAAAGAUCAAUAUCGAUCAAAUCGAAGAUAUUCAAGAUGAUAUGGCGGAUAUGCUGGAACAGGCCGAUGAAGUGCAGGAGGCUAUGGGCCGCACCUAUGGAAUGCCCGAAGUGGACGAUGAUGAUUUGCAGGCCGAACUCGAUGCUUUGGGUGAUGAGAUGGCGCUCGACGACGAUUCCAGCUAUUUGGAUGAUGUUGUCAAGGCGCCAGAGGCUCCAGACAGAGAGCCAGGUGCUGAUAGCAUUAAGCCACCAAGCAAGUCUACCAUUGAAACGGAUGAGUUUGGCUUGCCCAAAGUGCCGACCUCACUGAAGACCACAUAAGACGACAGUUUCUCGAUUUGGCAUUUGUAUUACUAAAGAAAAGAAGAAAAAAAAAAGCCAGUAUGUUUGGCACGCUUUUUAAGUUUAAA